AGAAGCUGAUGGAGAGGACUGUGGAGGACCAGAACCAGCCAGGAACUCACAUCCACAUCCACUUUUACAACCAGAGACUGAAGACCAGACUGGAGACUGGAGAGUUCCCAUCAGUGAUUUGAGAUGUAGUUCUGUUGAAAAACCUUUUAUCUGCCUUGAGUGUGGGAGAAGAUAUGUCCGUGAGCGACAUCUGAAGGAACACAUGAGAACUCAUACCGGAGAGAAGCCUUUUAGCUGCUCUCAGUGUGACAAAAGAUUUGGCCGUGAGCAACAUCUAAAGGAACACAUUAAAAUCCAUACAGGGGAUAAGCCUUUUAGCUGCUCUGAGUGUGGGAAACAAUUUGGCCGUGAGCAACAUCUGAAGAGACACAUGUUAACUCAUACAGAAGACAAACCAUUUAGUUGUUUAGUUUGUCCUAAAAAAUGUACAACCAGAGAAAAUCUGGCAUACCACAUGCUAGUCCACACUGGGGAGAAAAGAUUCAGCUGCCGUGAUUGUCACGAAAGAUUUGGCUGGCCCGAACAGGUCAAAAGACAUAAAUGUGUUGGCCGUCAGGCCUCACAACAUCAUCAAAGUCAAACUGAGGAGAACAGAGAACCUCAGUCAGGUUUAAACUCUCCGACAAAUGAUGAAGUUCCUGUCAGUGAUUCGAGAUUUAGUGCUGGUGAGAAAUCAUUUCUCUGCUCUGAGUGUGGGAAAACCUUUUGGACCAAGACACAUCUGAAGGCACACAUUAGAACUCACACAGGAGAAAAGCCUUUUAGCUGCUCUGAGUGUGGGAGAACAUUUAGAACGAAUACACACAUGAAACGACACAUGGGAACCCACACAGGAGAUAAACCAUUUAAUUGCUCAGUUUGUGAUAAAAGCUUUUUGCGCGCUGGUGAUCUGAAGAAACACAUGAGAACUCACACAGGAGAAAAACCUUUUAGCUGCACGGUCUGUAAGAAAUCUUUUCCUUGGAGGCAUCAGUUACAGACACACAUGAUCGUCCACACAGGAGACAAAAGACUGAGCUGCAGUGUUUGUAACAAAAGAUUUGCCCGGCAUUCACAGAUCAAAACACAUAAAUGUGUUGCCCGUCACUCGUCACAGCUUCAUCAGAGUGAUACUGAGGAGAACAGAGAGGCAGAGCCUGCAGCCUGCAGAGAAACUCAACACAUGGAAACAGAAGCUGAUGGAGAGGACUGUGGAGGACCAGAACCAGCCAGGAACUCGCAUCCACAUUUACAACCAGAGAGAGAACACCAGACUGGAGACUCUUCUGAUCCUGAGACUGAUGACAGUGCUGAUUGGAAGGAGACCAGAGAACCUCAGUCAGCUUUAAACUCUCUGAAUAAUCAGGAUGUUCGUAUCAGCGAUGAGAGAUGUAGUGUUGGUGAGAAAUCCUUUAGCUGUUCUGAGUGUCAGAAAAGAUUUGGGACCAGUGGAGAUCUAAAGAAACACAUGAGAACUCAUACAGGAGAGAAACCUUUCAGCUGCUCAGUUUGUAAGAAAUCUUUUACAUUGAGUGGAAAUUUACAGAAACACAUGAGAGUCCACACAGGCGAGAAACGAUUCACCUGCAGUGUUUGUGACAAAAGAUUUGCCUGGCUUCAUCACAUGAAAAAACAUAAAUGUGUCGGUCGUCAUUCCUCACAGAUUCAUCAAACAGAGAAGAAUAUGCACACUGUUACACCCCCAGUUAGCUUGAAAUCACAGUUUUCCUUAAUUUGUGUUUCAGUGUUCCCUACAGAUGUUGAGCAACUGUUGGUGGUUAAAGAAGAGGUUCCCCCUGAGCAGCAGGAGUGUAGCUCCAGUGUGGACCAGCAGGAGCCAGAGCCCCCCCUAAACAUUAAAGAG
Messenger RNA from Sander lucioperca (pikeperch), 1843 nucleotides. RefSeq names its product gastrula zinc finger protein XlCGF46.1-like. The transcript has a single exon. Gene Ontology annotation, molecular function: RNA polymerase II cis-regulatory region sequence-specific DNA binding; DNA-binding transcription factor activity. Lineage: Eukaryota; Metazoa; Chordata; Actinopteri; Perciformes; Percidae. The record is from RefSeq and is a predicted model, not a curated record. The annotation marks the transcript as partial. Gene Ontology annotation, biological process: regulation of transcription by RNA polymerase II.